AUGCCGGGCUCCCGGGAGCCCUUCCCCGGCCUGCCCCCGGAGACCAGCCCUGUGGCUCCGUCCCUGGAGCUGGAGCGGCGCCUGGCCAGGCACUGCCACCGCAGCCCCCGCACCCCCAGCCAGAGCCGGGCGGAGCCGCAGGCCUGUCGGAAGCUGGGCAUCGCCUGCGCCAUCUGCUUCGUCUUCAUGAUCGGCGAGGUUGUCGGCGGGUACCUGGCGCACAGCCUGGCCAUCAUGACUGAUGCUGCCCAUCUGCUGGCGGACGUGGGCAGCAUGUCGGUCAGCCUCUUCUCCCUGUGGGUCUCCGCCAGGCCGCCCACCAAGACCAUGACCUUCGGCUGGCACCGCUCAGAGACGCUGGGCGCCCUGGCCUCGGUGCUGUCCAUCUGGGUCGUGACCGGUGUCCUGGUGUACCUGGCCUCAGCCCGCAUCAUCAGCAACGACUACGAGAUCGACGCACGUGCCAUGCUGGUCACCUCCGCCUGCGCCGUGGGCAUCAACGUCAUCAUGGCCUACAUCCUGCACCAGUCGGUCACGGGCCACGGCCACGCCCGGGGCUACGAGAAGAUGGAGGAGAGUCCUGGCUGCUGCGCGCCACCCGGGGGCCCCCCGCCCGGCAGCACCAGCGUCCGCGCCGCCUUCGUGCAUGUGGUGGGGGACCUGCUGCAAAGCCUCGGGGUGCUGACAGCUGCCACCGUCAUCUACGUGGAGCCCCGGUACAAGAUCGCAGACCCCGUCAGCACCUUCCUCUUCUCCGUCUUCGUGCUGGGCUCCACCGUCACCAUCCUCAGGGACGUCUUCCGGGUCCUCAUGGAAGUGCUCGACCUGCUGACCAGGGCAUGCUUGGCUGGCCUGAGCAAGGUGGACGGGUCCAAGGGAAUGCGCUGA
Messenger RNA from Terrapene triunguis (Three-toed box turtle), 888 nucleotides. RefSeq names its product solute carrier family 30 member 3 (gene SLC30A3). Gene Ontology annotation, molecular function: zinc ion transmembrane transporter activity. Bases 1 to 888 code for a protein of 295 amino acids. Gene Ontology annotation, biological process: zinc ion transmembrane transport; response to zinc ion. The transcript has 7 exons. The record is from RefSeq and is a predicted model, not a curated record. Gene Ontology annotation, cellular component: plasma membrane. NCBI's taxonomy places the organism in Eukaryota, Metazoa, Chordata, Testudines, Emydidae.